AUGGUGAAGAUAACCCAUUGGGUGUCGACAGCGGCACUCAUUCUGGGUGCAUCAGCUGCAGAUGAAGCUUCGUCUGUGCUGACUACAGAAAUUGGACGUCAAAAUAAUCAGAGCCUCUUUUGGGGUCCAUACAAGUCCAAUCUGUAUUUUGGCGUGCGGCCAAGAACCCCAGAUGCUCUAUGGACAGGACUCAUGUGGGCAAAGGUUGACAAUUACCAAGACAUUCAAAGUGGCUUCAGAUACACUUGUGAGCAAGGAGAAGAUAUCCAUGGCUAUGGAUGGGACGAGUACGAUGCCCGUAUAGGCGGUGUGCAAUCGAUUCACGACAAGGCCAACAGCAUUGAUUUGACAACAACUUUCGUCAAGAUACCAGGAGGCAGCCAUGGUGGAAGCUGGGCUGCUCGUGUCAAGGGCGAGCCUCGAGAAGGCGCCGCAAAAGAUACUAAAACCAUGUUAUUCUAUUACAUUGCUCAGGAUGGCGAAGGCGAGCUCGACGUUGAGGGCGAAGGUACUGAGCAUGGUUUUGAGGGAGAUGUCACUCUCAACGGCAACUCGAAGACCCUAGGAGAUUACAAGCUCCUUAUCACGAAGGGUACUGGAAAACACCCCACAUCAAACAACAAGUUUCUUGAAGAUCGACAUGGUGAUAAGACCAUUGUCUCGAGUCCUCAGGACGUUCCUGCGGACCAUACUUGGCAGGGAAAGCCUGUUGUUUUCCAAAAGCUUCAGGAAGCUGUUUCGCCGGUCCAACAAAACGCCGACCAAAAUGACCCUCCACCACCAUGGCAAGUGUACCGCAUUGCCCAUGCACCCGCCAAAGCCAAUGUCCAGAUCGUGGAGAAGACAUUCGAGGGGCCAUUCGAGUUUGAUGUCAUCUUCUCAUCGGCUUCUGGCGGAAAGGAGUUCACCUCGGAAGACGUUACAGAGCAGAUCAAGAAGACCUCCGAAACCUUCAAUGAGCGCUUCUCAAACACUUUCAAGUUCAAAGAGCCUUUCACUCUUGAGAAGUACAAGAAGUUUGGCAAGAGUAUGUUUUCCAACCUUGUCGGUGGAAUCGGUUACUUCCACGGCCAUCAGAUCAUUGACCGAACCUAUGCACCUGAAUACGAAGAGGACGACGAGGAAUUCUGGGUAGAAGCUGCGAAAGCUAGGAGCCGCAACAAGCCAGACCUCGAGGGCCCUUACGAGCUUUUCACCAGUGUACCAUCUCGUCCCUUCUUCCCUCGCGGAUUCUUGUGGGAUGAGGGUUUCCACCUUAUCCCUAUCGCCGACUGGGAUAUUGAUCUGACACUUGAGAUUGUCAAGAGCUGGUACAACACCAUGGAUGACAACGGUUGGAUCGCUCGCGAGCAGAUUCUGGGCCACGAGGCUCGUAGCAAGGUGCCUCCUGAGUUUCAGGUUCAGUACCCUCAUUACGCUAAUCCUCCCACUCUUUUUCUUAUCAUUGAGGGCUUCAUGGAGCGCCUUCGUGCAGCCAAUGGUACCAAGGCCGGGGGAAAGGAGCGCAUGAUGGGAGCGGAUCUUUUGCAAACUGCCCACCUCGACAAUAUCGAGCUCGGUGAGAGCUAUUUGCGAAAGCUGUACCCUCUUCUGCGUCGUCAGUAUGAUUGGUUCCGCAAAACUCAGCGUGGUGACAUCAAGAGCUAUGAUCGCGAGGCAUACUCCACUAAGGAGGCUUACCGAUGGAGGGGCCGUACCGAAACCCACAUCCUGACCAGCGGCCUGGAUGAUUAUCCUCGACCCCAACCCCCAUCCCCUAGUGAGUUGCAUGUCGAUCUCAUGUCUUGGGUGGGUCUCAUGACAAAGUCCCUUAUGAACAUCGCAGACGCCCUCGGUAUGGCCGAGGAUGUAGAUGAGUACAAGAAGAACUUGGACGGCAUCGAGCACAACCUCAACGAUCUCCACUGGUCCGAGAAGGAGGGCUGCUAUUGCGAUGCAAUGAUUGACGAUUAUGAGGAACACGCGCUCGUAUGCCACAAGGGCUACGUUUCCCUGUUCCCCUUCCUCGUCGGUCUCAUGAAGGCUGACGACCCCAAACUUGGCAAGAUUCUUGAUCUCAUCGGUGACGAGGACCAUCUUUGGAGCCCUCACGGUAUCCGUAGUCUGAGCAAGCAGGAUGAAUUUUACAACACUGGCGAAAACUAUUGGCGUAGUCCCGUGUGGAUGCCCAUGAACUACCUCGCCGUGUCUCAGCUUCGUAAUGUUGCAUCGCAGGAAGGUCCGUUCCAAGCCAAGGCGAAGGAUCUAUUUUCGCGUCUUCGCAAGAACCUUGUCGAUACCGUGUACAAGAGCUGGGAAGAGACAGGCUUUGCAUGGGAGCAGUACAAUCCGGACACGGGUGCCGGGCAGCGAACACAGCAUUUCACUGGAUGGACUAGUCUGGUCGUUAAGAUUAUGGCUAUGGAUGGUCCUAGUGAGGAGGCUCAUGCCAGGGACGAGUUGUGA
Messenger RNA from Fusarium coffeatum, 2445 nucleotides. RefSeq lists its product as uncharacterized. Gene Ontology annotation, cellular component: endoplasmic reticulum membrane. The record is from RefSeq and is a predicted model, not a curated record. Bases 1 to 2445 code for a protein of 814 amino acids. Gene Ontology annotation, biological process: protein N-linked glycosylation; oligosaccharide metabolic process. Gene Ontology annotation, molecular function: Glc3Man9GlcNAc2 oligosaccharide glucosidase activity. NCBI's taxonomy places the organism in Eukaryota, Fungi, Ascomycota, Sordariomycetes, Hypocreales, Nectriaceae. The transcript has 3 exons.